Molecule: messenger RNA, 782 nt
Organism: Acanthisitta chloris (rifleman)
Lineage: Eukaryota; Metazoa; Chordata; Aves; Passeriformes; Acanthisittidae
Gene: PCOLCE2
Product: procollagen C-endopeptidase enhancer 2
Exons: 5
Source: RefSeq, a predicted model, not a curated record
GCCUACGUUUACAUGUGGAGGAGUUGUAUCUGGAGAGUCAGGGUUUAUCGGGAGUGAAGGAUUUCCUGGAGUCUACCCUCCAAACAGCAAAUGUACUUGGAAAAUCACAGUCCCAGAAGGAAAAGUCGUGGUUCUUUCUUUUCGAUAUUUAGACCUGGAGAGUGACAACUUGUGCCGAUACGAUUUCGUGGAUAUAUACAAUGGCCAUGCCAACGGCCAACGCAUCGGCCGGUUCUGUGGUACUGUGAAACCAGGUGCCCUUGUAUCCAACAGCAAUAAAAUGCUGGUGCAGAUGACUUCAGAUGCUAAUACUGCUGGAAGUGGAUUCAUUGCAAAGUUUUCUGCAGCAGAACCACAUGAAAGAGGGGAUCAGUACUGUGGAGGACGACUGGACAAGCCUUCCGGGUCCUUCCAGACGCCCAACUGGCCAGAGCGAGACUACCCAGCAGGAGUGACCUGUUCCUGGCACAUCGUCGCUCCAAAGAACCAGCUAAUAGAGUUGAAGUUCGAGAAGUUUGAUGUGGAGAGAGACAACUACUGCAGAUAUGACUAUGUGGCUGUGUUCAACGGUGGGGAGAUCAACGACGCCAAGCGCAUUGGGAAGUACUGCGGCGACAGCCCACCCGCGCCUAUUCUCUCUGAGAGAAAUGAGUUGCUCGUUCAGUUUUUGUCUGAUUUAAGCUUAACAGCUGAUGGUUUUAUUGGCCAUUACAAAUUUCGACCAAAGAAGUUACCCACAACUACAGUUCUGCCUACAACCACAACAGUCCCUGCUACCUCAG